UUGCUAUUAAGUACCACCAAAUUAAUUUAGCUGCGAAUUUGCAGGAGAGCCAAACAUUUGUUUGUGUCAACAACGAGCUUGUAUGCAAUUCAUGUAGAGGAAUCGAUCCACCAAAGAUCUGUGCUGGCUGUACUCGUGAAUUCAUGCCAGAAGAGAAGAAAAUUGGAGUGAAGGAAAACAAUGAGUAUUACCACGAACUUUGUUUCCUGUGCAGCAAAUGCAACAACCCUAUAGGAACCCAGCAGUUUGUAAGAACAGGCCCAGGGACCCAAACCUGUAACAGCUGCUAUCAGUCACGUCUUCAGGAUUGCAUCAAAUGCGCAAUGGCAAUCAAAGGAAACGUGGUGAAAUUUGAAGGCAUGCCUUACCAUCCUGAGUGUUUCAUUUGUGAGCAGUGCAGAGUUCCUUUGUCAGGUAUGCUUUUUGCACUUUUGCUAUAAUGAACUCGCAGUGUUAUGUUAAGUUGUCUGUAUAUACUCAAUCGAACAUAAUCGCCGCUGGUUAUGCCAGUUAGAAGCGCCUUGGUUAUUUGCAUUGGCAGUUGAUAUCAUAUUAACCAACUCAGAGCUGCCAUGAACUGAAAGGGAAUCCACUCUUGCAAAUAGAGAACGAGAUAUCCCCCAAAACAAAAUGAUUCCCUGGGAUUUUCAGAUAAAACAUAGAAUUUCAACCAAUGGUGUACGAGAUUCUUAUUGAGUUAUUUGCUCCUCGAUG
Messenger RNA from Rhopilema esculentum, 714 nucleotides. The record is from RefSeq and is a predicted model, not a curated record. Lineage: Eukaryota; Metazoa; Cnidaria; Scyphozoa; Rhizostomeae; Rhizostomatidae.